This is a messenger RNA of Macadamia integrifolia, 906 nucleotides long. Its product is annotated as phospholipase A2-beta-like. The record is from RefSeq and is a predicted model, not a curated record. Gene Ontology annotation, molecular function: calcium ion binding; A2-type glycerophospholipase activity. The transcript has 3 exons. Gene Ontology annotation, biological process: pollen tube growth; pollen germination; arachidonate secretion. Bases 79 to 342 code for a protein of 87 amino acids. NCBI's taxonomy places the organism in Eukaryota, Viridiplantae, Streptophyta, Magnoliopsida, Proteales, Proteaceae.
AGUCUCAAUCUUUUUCACAACCAAAAUUGAAGAGAGGGGAGCAGAGAAACCAGCGGCCGAGGAGGAAGCGAGGAAGAAAUGCUUCGAUUACAUCUCCCCAAGUGGCCGCGUUACUAUGUCACUGUAGCAUCCAUCUUCACGGUCCUUUUCGUCGCUGAAUGCUCUCCCAAUCCCCAGGUCCAAUGCAGCAAAACCUGUGUCGCUGAAAACUGUAAUACUAUUGGAAUUCGUUACGGGAAAUAUUGUGGAGUAGGAUGGAGUGGUUGUCCCGGAGAAAAGCCCUGUGAUGACCUCGAUGCCUGUUGUAAAACUCAUGAUGAAUGCGUCGAGAAAAAAGGUUAACUAUAUGCAUUAUUUUACUCAGAUUAUUUCCCUUCACAUGUUGUAAUGAAUUAUUUCAGUUCCUGUAAAAUUGUUGUCCUGUAUCUUAUUCUUUCUUUUAAAUUUAUAUACUCUAUGGUCAUUAAUUUUAAGAAAUCAAGACUUAGCUAUGCUAAAAUGGUCAGUGACUUGGUGGGAUUCACAUUUCCCCCACGCCUUUCCAGACAAUACAAAACAUGCUACUAGUUCGAAUUGAAAAUGCAAGCCUUUUGGGGGGAUUUAUUUUUAUCCUGGUCUGGUUCUGGUUGUUUGCCCACUUGUUAUAUGGAUUGUAAACCCUUCUAUAGAACCAUGGAAAACUGUUGUUUUGUAACAUGUAGUCUCAACCAUUAAGAUCAGAUUGGCGUUGAAUUUAUUGCUCAACAAUGAAGACUAAAAGAACUGGUUUUGAUGAACCCAAGAGGGUAGCGCAGUUGGUGAGCAACGAAUUUGGUAUGAGCCGUAAACUCGGACGUCCUGAGUUUGACUCCCACUAGGCACACCUUGGGCCACUCAUACGGGGGUGUUUAGUGCUCUUCACUGUUU